This is a messenger RNA of Uranotaenia lowii, 2469 nucleotides long. It is a transcript of the gene Ir76b, whose product is annotated as ionotropic receptor 93a. Gene Ontology annotation, molecular function: ligand-gated monoatomic ion channel activity. Lineage: Eukaryota; Metazoa; Arthropoda; Insecta; Diptera; Culicidae. The transcript is spliced from 4 exons. The coding region runs from base 91 to 1551 and encodes 486 amino acids. Gene Ontology annotation, cellular component: membrane. The record is from RefSeq and is a predicted model, not a curated record.
GAUUGGCCCCUCAGCUACACCGAGCGAAUUCAGAAUGAAUCAGCGGUUUUGAGGGGUCGUGGCGUGGCGUUCGAGCUGUUCGAAUUCCUGAUGGAGAAGUUCAAAUUCAACUACACCCUGGUGAUGCCGGAAUACAACAUCGUAGGAUCGACCGACGACAUGCAGGGCAGCAUUAUCGAAAUGUUGGCCACCGGAAAGGCCGAUGUCGCCGUUGGGUUCCUGCCCAUUUUGGCCGACGCUCGGAAGCACAUUCUGUAUUCGACGGGUCUGGACGAGGGCGAGUGGAUGAUGAUAAUGGUCCGUCCGAUGGAAUCGGCCAGUGGUUCCGGUUUGCUGGCUCCCUUCAAUCGUGACGUGUGGAUCUUGAUUCUGGUUUCGCUGCUGGCCGUCGGACCGAUCAUUUACAUCAUGCUGCUGGUUCGGAACAAAAUGACCAAGGACAAGGAACAGAUUUUGUAUAGCUUACCGUACUGUGUUUGGUUCGUGUACGGAGCGUUGAUGAAGCAGGGAAGCACCCUGUCACCUACGGGAGAUUCCACUCGAAUUUUGUUCGCCACCUGGUGGAUCUUCAUCACGAUUCUCACCUCGUUCUACACCGCCAAUCUUACCGCGUUCUUGACUCUGUCCAAAUUUACGCUUCCCAUCAACAAUGCCGAGGACGUUCGCCGCAAGGAGAAACAAUUUGUCACCAACCGUGGCAAUGCCGUCGAAUAUGCAAUCAAGAAUAGCGACGAAUCCCUCAACUACCUGAUGGUGCUGCUGGACAAGAAUCUGGUCGACUUCAGUACCAACCUGAACGACAGCGACAUCCUGAUGACGACGGUGUCCAAGAAGAACUACGUCUUCGUGCGGGACAAACCAGCCAUCGAGCAUCUGGUGUACCAGGACUAUUUGGUGCGCCGCAAGGUAAACCCGAUCAACGAACGCAGCCACUGUCCGUUUGCGACCGCAUUGACGCCAUUUUUGAAGCGGGUCAGAGCUUUUGGUUAUCCGAACAACACCAAGUGGAACACCCUGUUUGAUCCGCAACUACUCAACAUGGUCGAAGGAGGAUUGGUGAAGUUUAAACUGUUGGAAAAUUUGCCGAAAGCUGAAAUAUGUCCGCAGAAUUUGGGCAGCACAGAGCGUCAGCUCAAGAAUCGGGACCUGGCCAUGACCUACAUGGUUAUGAUGACCGGUUUUGCUACCGCGAUCGCAGUUUUCCUGUCGGAGAUGUUCUUCCGAUUGUUGAACGAACGUAAAAUGCGAAAGGAAAUGCAGAGCAACAUCGGAAGCGAUGCCAGUUCACCGAGAGAGAAGUUAUCGUUUGUCAAGGCUGCGGCCGGUGGAGGCUACGGAGAUUCUCCGCCACCGCCGUAUGCGGAAAUCUUCAGUCGUCACGCUAGUGGAGCCAGCAUGUUUGGUAAGCAGAUCGAAACCGAUGGGGCCUCGCGACAGAUGAUCAACGGUCGAGAUUACAUGGUGGUCAAGGAGAAGAAUGGCAUCGGUUCCCAGUUGAUACCGGUCCGGGCACCAUCGGCAGUUCUCUUUCAGUACACUUAUAACAAUUAGGAAGGAGUUCCGAUAUCGGGUGUUGCAAAACGCCUGUGUGUAUUGUUUGAUUUAUUCAAUGGUUCUAUUUAUGUUGGAAUAAGCAUUUAGCAGAAAUUGAAGACAGAACAAAAUGGCCUUAUCAAUAACAGAACAACAUCUGACCAUGAAAGUUGUGAUCCCGACGGAGUUCUGAUGACAGUUUAAACUUCUUAUAAACGCAGUUAGAGACCAGUGAUUUUUUUUUUUCAGAAAACAAUACCAAUCAAACAGUAAAUUUGAAAAAAAAACACACACACACAAAAACUGGUUUGAAAGUUUUAAAAGUUUCUUCAACAAAAUUAUUUCAAUAUCAUAAGAAUUCUCAUCAAGAAUAUUCAAAUCAUUUAAUCAGGAUAUUCUAUUGUUUGUUAGUUUAGUUAAAUUUGAAAUUAUGUUUGUACAAAUUCACAUGAACAAAAUUGGUUUAAAAGACAAUCAUUUUAAUUAUGGUAGCUAUCACACCAAAUUGUGAUCUCAAUCUCAUCUCAUAGUUGUUAUCUUAAAAAUAUUAAAAAAAGCACGAUGUAGUUGAACAGAAUUUAAGAAUGAUUUUAAAAAAAAAACCAUAAAUUAUGAGUACACGUUUUGUUCCAUUCUGACACAAACAAUAAAUGAAGAAAAAAUGGCAAAGUUGUUCAAAGAUCACUGAUGGAUUGGCUUAUAAACACUGUUAAAUAUUUUGUUGAUUUUGAAACAUUACACAACUUUGAAUUUGAACAAAUCCGGUACAGAUAAAACUUUACCUUACACAAACUGAUAAUUGCAUAGUUCGAACACUUGUUGAGAUAAUUAGCUGUAGAUAACUAGAAGAGCACAGGUAUUGAAAGUUCGCAGAUUUUCUGUCACAGCACAGCAAGAGCCGAAAAAUGCCUGUGAUUAAAAAAAAAUGAAAACAAA